GAUGUGGAAGUGGAACGCUUCAGGUUGCUAAUUCGUUAGCUCAGCUGCAGCCUCGGGAUGGGGUUCCAGUCCAGCUCUCUCCUGCUUCUGUCUGCGCUGUCCAUGAUGGUGCUCCUUUGCGUAGCCCCCGUGCAGGGCAACGGUGCCCUGGCCCACAAGAAGGUUGAGAGGGGGUUCCCCAAAGACUGCAGCUACAUUCCUAGGGACAGCCCCAGUGGGAUCCAUGUCAUCCAGCCAGCAGGCUCUCCCCCUCGGGUGGUGUGGUGUGACAUGGACACCGAAGGCAAAGGCUGGACCGUUGUCCAGAGAAAUUCUUACAACACAGAGAUCAGCUGGAAGGAGUCCUGGAGCACCUACAAGUAUGGCUUUGGGAACGUGCAGCAGGAUUACUGGCUGGGCAACGAGUACCUGUCCCUGCUCACGCAGCAGAACACCUACAAGGUCCGCUUUGUUGUGGAGGACAAAUCCAACAACACCCGCUACGCGGAGUACGACAUCUUCAGUGUUGAGGAUGAGUCCAGCGGGUACCCACUGAGGCUGGGCAGGCACACUGGGGAUGGCGAGGACUAUCUCACCACCUACCACUCCGGCCUGGGGGGCAUCCACGACAACAUGAAGUUCAGCACAACUGACAAGGAUCAGGACCAGACCAGUGGGAAUUGUGCAAGUAGCUACGGAGGCUGGUGGUACGACAAGUGUCAAAACGUCCUGCUGAAUGGGAAAGGCUACAUCUACUGGGCAGGGUUCUGUAAGAGUGGCGAGUGCAAGUCUUCCCUCAUCCUGAUUAAGCCAACAGAUGUGUGCUGGGUCCGGAAGGAGGAGCCCAUUCUCCCUGGGAGCCAGCACCGCUGAGAAGGGGAGACAAUAUUAGAUCAGGCACAGAGCGCCCUCCCCCACCUAAUUAGUGCGGUCUCUGCAAUGCCUCCACUCUACUCACUCCCUUCCCUGUUGGCUUCUGCAUGGUAAAUCCCCUGGAAUAAACUCUGAGAGCUGCCCCUGCCAGUGUGUUCGAAUGACAUGAAGAGCAUGAUUGGGGUGUAUCCCUAGACCCCCACUUCCACUCUGCCUCGCUGGAAGCAUAUCACUCACUACAACUUUGGGCCUACAGGUACCUCUGCUUCCCCCAGCCCUGCCACUGCCCCUUGGCAUUUGUGAUCAAUGAAUCAUGGCACUGGAUUUCUAGCAACUGUUACUGAGCAUUUAAAUGGUAGAUGACUCAAAGCCAGGACUUCACAUCUGAAUCCUGCAUGUAUUGGCAGUGGUGAGUUUGGGUUCAAAAACCUGGCCUCUGUGUUUUUAAUAAAUAUGGUUAUUACAUGAGAAAA
This is a messenger RNA of Gopherus flavomarginatus (Mexican gopher tortoise), 1325 nucleotides long. RefSeq names its product fibrinogen-like protein 1-like protein. The coding region runs from base 58 to 852 and encodes 264 amino acids. The transcript is spliced from 3 exons. Lineage: Eukaryota; Metazoa; Chordata; Testudines; Testudinidae. The record is from RefSeq and is a predicted model, not a curated record.